CCGCGAUGGCCGCGUAGCUGACACUUCCAGUGACAAGAGCGAUAACCCACCCGGGGGCUGGCGCGCCGCAGGGCUGGGCCCGCACCCGGGGCCGCCUCGCGGCUCCUUCGCUGAACGUCGGGCCCCCGCGCGGGCCCGUCCCGCCCCGGCCUCGACCCGCCGCGCGCUGCCCGCGGAGCCACGCCCCCGGGCGCCGCUCGCCCGCCCUCCCCACCUAGGUCGCCCCCCUAGGGGAGAGGCGCAGGCGCCUCACGCAGCCUCCCAGCCGCUUAAAAGCCCUCGUCGGUGCCUUCCUCUUUAGCAGCCUGCCCUCCGCAGGCUGGGCGGCUCGCGGGGCGGAGGUGGAGCGUCCCCGCGCCCUGCUCCCGCCCGGGCGGCGCGCACUGGCUGCAGCCGCGUCCCCUCCCCGAUGGCGCGCAGGGCCGAGCCCCCCGACGGGGGCUGGGGGUGGAUGGUGGUGCUGUCCGCCUUCUUCCAGUCGGCGCUGGUGUUCGGGGUGCUCCGUUCUUUCGGCGUCUUCUUCGUGGAGUUAGUGGCGGCGUUCCAAGAGCAGGCGGCGCGGGUCUCCUGGAUCGCCUCCAUAGGGAUCGCCGUGCAGCAGUUCGGGAGCCCCGUGGGCAGCGCCCUGAGCACGAAGUACGGGCCCAGGCCCGUGGUGAUGGCUGGGGGCAUCUUGGCUGCGUCGGGGGUGCUGCUCGCCUCCUUUGCUACCUCCGUGACCCACCUAUACCUGAGCAUUGGGCUGCUGUCAGGCUCUGGCUGGGCCUUGACCUUCACUCCGACCCUGGCUUGCCUGUCCCGUUACUUCUCUCGGAGGCGAUCCCUGGCCACGGGGCUGGCACUGACCGGCGUGGGUCUCUCCUCCUUUGCCUUUGCCCCACUUUUCCAGUGGCUGGUCAGCCGCUACGCCUGGCGGGGGGCGCUGUUGCUGGUGUCUGCCCUCUCCCUCCACCUGGUGGCCUGCGGAGCACUCCUCCGCCCGCUCUCCCUGACGGAGGACCCUGCCGUGGGCGGCCCUGGGGCCCAACUCUCUUCCCUCCUCCGCCAUGGCCCCUUCCUUCGUUACACUGUGGCCCUCACCCUGAUCAACACUGGCUAUUUCAUCCCCUACGUGCACUUGAUGGCCCAUCUCCAGGACCUGGACUGGGAACCUCUGUCUGCUGCCUUCCUCCUCUCGGUGGUGGCUGUGUCUGACCUCGUGGGACGUGUGGCUUCUGGGUGGCUAGGGGACACCGCCCCAGGGCCUGUGGCUCGACUCCUAAUGCUUUGGACCACCCUGACCGGGGUGUCACUGGCCCUGUUCCCCGUGGCUCGGACUCCCACGGCCCUGAUGGUUCUGGCCGUGGCCUAUGGCUUCACAUCAGGGGCCCUGACCCCCGUGGCCUUCUCCGUGUUGCCUGAACUGGUGGGCACUGGAAGGAUAUACUGCGGCCUGGGACUGGUACAGAUGGUAGAGAGCAUCGGGGGGCUGCUGGGGGCCCCCCUGUCGGGCUACCUCCGAGAUAUGACAGGCAACUACACAGCUUCUUUUGUGGUGGCGGGGGCCUUCCUUCUCGUGGGGAGUGGGAUUCUCAUCACGCUGCCUCACGUCUUCUGCUUCUCGGCCUCUGCCUCCAAGCCCCAGGACCCCAAGAUGGAUGCAGUGGAUACCAAGGUCUCUCUCACCAAGGAAGGGCUGCAGGAGGACUGAACUCUGCAAAGGGACUGUCAGACCCAGAAAGCCAGAGGGCGCAAGCUCUCAGGGCCUUCUGUCCCAUCCUGGUGCCCACAGAACCGCAGUGCCCAAGAACAAGGCCUCUUGGCCCGCCUCCCCCCCGGGGCAGUGUGUUGCCUGUGCCAACCUUUCUUGUCUCGUUGAGGACUCGUGGCUCUUCUUUGCUCCCACGACCUUUCCUGGAGGAUCCCGGAGCUCAGCCUGCUCCCCUGCACUGUGAAUCGGCCGUGAACACCCAAAGCCAAGAUCUUCGCGUGCCUUACAUGUGAUUUCUACUUUGCUGCCCUUCCAGCUUUCUUCUCUGAAGACCGAUGUUUGGGAGAGAGGGAAGCCCUUCUGAGAUAAACCUAAAGAAGGAAACUGGAUAAUAAUGAGAACCUCACAAAGA
This is a messenger RNA of Neofelis nebulosa (Clouded leopard), 2102 nucleotides long. RefSeq names its product solute carrier family 16 member 13 (gene SLC16A13). Gene Ontology annotation, molecular function: monocarboxylic acid transmembrane transporter activity. The record is from RefSeq and is a predicted model, not a curated record. Gene Ontology annotation, biological process: transmembrane transport; monocarboxylic acid transport. Bases 410 to 1690 code for a protein of 426 amino acids. Lineage: Eukaryota; Metazoa; Chordata; Mammalia; Carnivora; Felidae. The transcript has 4 exons.